Molecule: messenger RNA, 7369 nt
Organism: Scylla paramamosain (green mud crab)
Lineage: Eukaryota; Metazoa; Arthropoda; Malacostraca; Decapoda; Portunidae
Gene: cpx
Product: complexin-like
Exons: 6
Coding region: 409-780 (123 amino acids)
Biological process (GO): synaptic vesicle exocytosis; regulation of neurotransmitter secretion; neurotransmitter transport
Cellular component (GO): terminal bouton; SNARE complex
Molecular function (GO): syntaxin binding
Source: RefSeq, a predicted model, not a curated record
AGACCACUUCUUCUCUCAUUACAGUGAUCUAGUGAAGGGAAGGCGACCGCUACUUCUUCCGCGCCUGCGUCUGCUACCUGUGUGUGUGUGUGUGUCAUUUCCGACUGCUAGCGUCCCCUCAGCUCAUGCUCUACUGCUUUCAUUGGUUUCUCUUGUGGACCUCAACACCUCAGCGUGUCCACUCUCUCUUCAAAAUUUUUACUCUCUUCUGAUAAAUCUACAAAUUAAUUUGACACACACACAAUCACCAAGGUCAAACCUCCUUAUCCUUCUCCAAGACACUUAGCUUCCGACACCCCAUCUAUCUACAAGCAAAGACUUCAACACUCAACGUCUUCAUCAUGUUUGGAAUGCUGAAUCCCGUCAGUGCCGUGACCAGCCAGCUACCCGGCGGUGGUGACGGUGGGGAUGAAGGUGACAAGGAGAAGGGAGGAAGAGGCAGAGAGAGAGCGUCUGGAGGCCAUCAGGGAGGCUGAGGAGAGGCGUAAGGAGAAGCACCGCAAGCUGGAGGAGGAGCGAGAAGGCAUGAGACAAGGCAUCAGGGACAAGUAUAACAUCAAGAAGAAAGAAGAGGUGAUGCCAGAAGAACCCCAAAUGCCAGAUAACCCGCUCAUGAGGAAGAAGAAGACACCCGAGGAACUUGCUGCAGAAGCCGAGGCCGAAGAUCAGGAUGACUUUACGAAGUUGAAAAACACCAUAGAAACACAAAUAAAUGAAGUGAAACAGCAAAUAGAAGAAAAAGUGUCCACAGCCACGGAUGGCAAGUGCGUCCUGCAGUAAGGGCCUCCUCAGGCUACCCUGUGGGUCCUCCCGCCGCUAUGCAACAUGAAAGGCCUACAACCGUCUCCUUUCUAGGGCGACGACUUUACCACUAUCUCUCUCUACCCCUGGCUGCGGUACUCCUGUCUUCUCCUCCGGGCUGAACAACUGCACCAGAGUUCAUUGUAUUCUAUCAGCGACAACAACCAGAUUUGUUUCCAGCCUUUAGAGUUUGAAGCGAACAGUUCAUGAACAUUCAUACCAGGUACAAUAUAAGACCUCUAGUGACAGCAGGCUAGUCCACCAUAGCUUGUCCUAAGACUGCCACCACCAUCUUUACAGAAAAGAUAACGUUAACAUACUGGAAGACUUAGACAGUCAUGAAAAUAAUGGUACUUAAUCUGUUAAGUUGCCAAAUACCUAACUCAUACAUUUCUAGUCCUUUUCGUUAAGAAGAAAAACGAACAUAUGAGUGAAGGAGAAAAUGCUUCGAUUUUAUUUCCUCGCUUGUCAUCUGGUUAUGAGUAAAUGAUUCAACAGUAGGAAUGCUGUGUAGCUGAUUCACGAAGACCUGAGUUCUCAGUGCACUUUCACUUGCCUUCCUACGAAAAAAAAAUCUAUUUAUAAGAGCCUUUACUUGAAAGUGAUUUUGUAUAUAGUGUCCCCUUUCUUACAAGUGCUACCAAAUGGUAAAGUGAGAUCGUUAAACAAUGUACCCUUUUCAUAUAGGAAGUUUUACUCAUGUCAGGUCAGAGAGGCAGAUGGUAAAAGAUGCUCGCUGGUGCGGCAGCUGCUUCUUCAUCGUCACUAGCGUCACCACCAAUAGUUUCGAGCCAUGUUCUCCAGUCUGGUCAAGUUUAGAUAGUGAGUCAAGUUUUACGUGUUCAAAAUUUAGACGUAAGAGAGGUGGAUGCGUACAUUUUCUCAAGUAGACUUAUCCAGCCGACAUCUUUAUCCAUGGUGCCUGCUGCCCGCCUUCCCUUGGUUGAGCAGACCCCUAUGGUGUGGUGCCCCGCCCGGAGGCGAGGACGGGCACUACCGCGCCAGCUUCUAAGUUCAAGUUGUUACCGAGGUGUAACCCAACUUAAUCGUCGAUCAUCGAAAUCUCCGUUCGUCUAGCUUGUUUAUUACCAGUGUGUUAAUGAAGUUGAGGUUACGUUGUACUUAUGAAAUUAAGGAUAUGUUAAGGUCAGGGCAUUUGACUGCAUGUAGAAGCAACUAGCCUAUGUCUGUUUGUCAUUGCUGGAUUUGCACUUCUCAUGAUUGGUCAAAACAGGUCUGUUUUACAGCGUCUGUUGAAUCACCACUUAAUUUAGAAUUUUCGAACUUCAGGGUAUGACAUUUCAGUUACUUCAGUGCAAUACAUUUGACUACUAAACUAUUAGAUGUUUCAAAACUUUACUCAUGCAACAAAAUUGUCUUACAAAAAUAAGUAGACAAAUCUCUAAAUACACACACACACACACACACACACACACACACACACACACACACACACACACACACACACGAUGAGAUAACUAAAUAAAGAUAGUUUCAAAAGUAACUAGAUAAUUUUGGACAUGUCUAUGCUCGCAAAGUGUCAAGCAUGAGUUACCCUUCAUGCCCAGGGGAAAUUUUUCAGUGGAGAUAACAUUCUUGAUUAUCCUUCAAAGCUAAACCUUUCGUUUGAAAAUAUAACGUAAAAGUUCAUACUGAGUUGAUAUUCAAUAACAGUAUUUGUUUCGUUUGGCCUCAUGCAUGACUGGGAUCCACCAACACUUGUCACCGGGAGCAUACACAUCUACCAAUUAGCCUGGUCAGAUUCUUCCUCUCGUAACAUUCAUAUUGCAGUUUACUACAGAGGGUGAUGAGUAGGAGAUUGCCCGCCAAAAAUGUCACUCCAAAAGCUGUUGAUUUUACAGUACUGUCAAAUGUGUUGUGCAGCGAGUGUCUCGGGGCCACACUCCCUCCCCCUGGCGGUGCCCUAUGCCGUGGCCAGCCACCCGAGGGAGAGAGGAGCCCCGUGGCACUCUUCUCGUGUCCGUGGAAACCUGAGUAUCUUGUCUCUUAAUUUCAUGAUGUUUAAAAGACGAUUUUUUGUGUAUUAUCUUGUUUGUUUAAAUCAUGUAUAUGUUGUGUAUAUAAGACGUGUGACCUUGGCGGCUAAAAUGCUACUACGAUUCUCACUUGACGGGAGAGACGGUUUGGCAGUAACCCACAUUCAUGCUACUUUGACUCCACAAAUUACUUCAAUAACUGAUUGUUUCAGUAUAAAGUGAUAAAACAUUAUCUGUUAAUCAUAACUAGAAAAUGCAUCCAAUGGAGUUCAAUAUAAACAACUAUCUUUUGAAAAAAAAAAAUUAAAUAUUGUUAGAUAACGCGUAGUAAUUGUUUAUCAGUGUAAUUCUGCAAUUCCAAGCAUUAGGGGGGAAGCAAGCGUCCGUACUUGAUGCAUAUUUCCGACAUUUUAUAAUAGAUUUUAUAUUUGCCUUAAGUCAUUUCUUUGUUCUGUAUAGGUAGGUUGGUGAGAGCCAGCACCCAAGGUUGGCCAGAGCGCGUGCGUGUGUGUGACGAUGUAUCGUGAGCAAAACUACACCCUGUUGUUAUUAGCAGGCGUCAGUCUUUAAAUCACAAUUGUUAUCUUGAGACAGAAGUGUUUAUGCAUAUGUAUAUUGCCAUGUUUACGUGCAGAUAUACAUAUGCUGUGCCCAUACGUGAUGUAAUGUUGCCAAGUAUCAAACACUGCAAGUUUCCCGAUUCCGACUCUAGCCACCUCGUUGGUGUGUCCCUCUCUGCUCUUAGGCCGCUCCGGACUCGGACAACAUGCAGUGUCGUCGUGGUGUGUGUUGUCUAUAUGUAUAUAUACUAGCCUCACCUAGAUGUGUUUAUAGCUUUGUUCGAAUCUCUGAUACUCUUGUGAGAAGUAUGGCUAAUGAGGUACAUGCAUAAUGAAUGAGUAGUACGUAAGUCAUGGCUUCCUUCACAGUAAAUAUUUUCCUGAGAUUAAAUUUUCUGAAACAUAUGUAUACAAAGGGAAGUUUGAUGUCAGGGCACCAUGAAGGGGAGCAACACUAGUGCACAUAACGUAAUCCUUAGGUGAUAGAGGCCGAUACUUGGCGCAUGAUGAACCAAAGUUGACGAGGCCGAGGUGGCCGCCGCUCGUCGCUGCGCGCUGACUGGACCUGCGCAGCGAGGGGCAGGGCAGGCUGCUCCACUUUUGGGCUGACUCACCUCGAAAACCACUUCAUUUCGCUGAUUUUCAUCUUUCCGAAACACUGUCACACACUAUUUCUAAAAGCGAGGCUGACAUAUCCCUGAGCAGUGCUGGAAUAAGGUGCGGACCAGAGUACCAGGAAGCCCCGGCGAAGGAGAACAGGUGGCAGGAGCUACUGGGCCCCGACAGCCACACCCUAUCCCUAGCAGAUUGCCUUGAUGAAAGUAACAAGUGAAGUUUGAACACGAUACAUCAUUGUCGUCACGCACCCUAGUCGAGUAUGCGAUACGUCUGGCAACAACACAAAUCAAAAUAACCAAGCGACUUGUCCUGUUAGUAACAUAUUUAGCGAUCAACAUGUAUAUUGUAUUACGACAAUGAUUAUUUUCCUUAGCUUUACUAUGAGUUUUAAAGUCUUGCUUGAAAUGUAUGAAUUUAUUAUUAUUAUUAUUAUUGUUAUUAUUAUUAUUAUUUAUUUUUAUUUAUUUAUUUAUUUAUUUAUUUUAUCUUUUUUUUCUGCGCGUUACAAUAGAUCAAAGGGAUUUACCAAUCGACUAAAAUUAAUGAGAUUCACCAGCAGAUGGAGUCCUGCAACGUGUCUCUUCCGUGAAAAGAGAAAAUAAAUUUGUAGACUUUUGCUUACUGAAGCCAGAAUCAUACCCUAAAUUACUUUUUCAUCUAGACAAGUUGUUCUGACCCUUGUUGUUAACUACCGUUGUUGUUGAUUUGAUAGCCAGAUACUACUAGCGAAUUAUGGUUGUUAGUCAUUGUAAUCCGGUAGGAACUACACGAGUUAAUUCUCUCUCUCUCUCUCUCUCUCUCUCUCUCUCUCUCUCUCUCUCUCUCUCUCUCUCUCUCUCCUAUAUGACUUUCUCAGUUGGAUCUCUCCUCUGAUUUAUCUCUGCAUUCCUUGCUUUCUUCCUUCCUUCACCUCCUUCUGACUACCACCCUCCACCCCUCUUCCUCGUACGGUGAGCUCUCGCCUAGGGCAAAAUCUAUAGCCUUGUUGUAACAUUCUCUGGAUGCUCCAUUUGACCUUUUCACGAACUCUUACCAUUUCUUGUUGGGUAAAAAAAAAUUCAAAUGAUACGAUGCUACUAAAAAUAAUACAUAUAAGAAAUAAUUGUGGAAUAUCAUAAAUUACAUAUAACAUAUAAGACGUGUAUGCUUAUAAGCUACUUUGCCUUCUUCAGGAGCUCACUGUAUUUCUUUAGUCCCUAGAAAGCCAAUUAGAAUGUUGCUGUGUGUAACAGAGCGCCAUUCUCACUGGCUGUUAAUGUCACUUGAGUAUAGGAACGGUAUGUGUCCAGGACGGAUGUUCUUACCUGAUUUAUAAACAUUUAUGUACAUGUCUUGUGGACCGUAUCGUCUUAGGAAUGAAACAAUGAUAUAACUGAUAAACUAAAUGAUAACAAAACCGUAGAUAUUAAUACCCGUGGCAGGAUAAAAGUGUUUGUUACCUGGCCUGAGUGGAACCUGACACGGUCUCACGAGGGUCCUCAAGACCGAGCCGUGCACAAUGCGACGACUAACGCUUCAUUAACACCAGGGAGGAAUUUUCUCAAUGUCAGGUUAAUUUCCGGGGGUUUAAGAGUAAUCACGAUGCUACCGAGAGUAAACCGUUGAAAGGAAGAAAGGUUUUAAUGCCUGGGACUGACCUGGGCAAGAUAUUCCUUCAGACUCAAAGAGCGAAGACCAGUGAGGGCUGGAGGAACUCUACUGCCCGGGCGGUGCAGGUCAUGUCUCCUGUCUUCCCGCGAAGCGACAAGGCUCGUCAUUUAUUCCGUACGUUUACGAUGUUACCUUCCAGUUGAGCCGAAAAAAGAAGCAAUGGUGAUAUACAUAAAAAAGCAAAACCUGAAAAAAAGUAACACAACGCAACCUUUAAUAUUCUUCCUUAGCCAGCACUCGCCUCACUCUGCUCUCACAGCUCACACCACCAACACAGGUCUUGGGGUCUGCUAUGUCUGCUGUAUGGAAAGAUAAGGAACCUCGGCGUUAGCUGGGCUGCCGUUCCCUCCAGCUUGAGUUUUUUUAUUUUGCGUCUUGAUGGUUUACGCAACAUUCAGAGUAUCGAACAGCUGCUUUAUUGCCACUUUGGAGAUCAUUCCGUAUUUCAUUUAAGUUUAAAGUACACAUAUCAGUUAUCGUAUCAAAGUACUUACUUAAAUUCACGAUGUAGUGUAAUCAGCUGCACGUUAAGUAUUCUUUGUAAUCUCUUAGCUUGCGUUCGUAGUAUUUUUCGAGGAAGGGUUGCGGGGUGCCCGCCGGAGGACCAUCAUGACCUACUAACUAUGCACUGCUACUUCUUGAUAUACUCGUAGGAUGACUUCCUUCGUAGCCUGGUCCUGUAUUUCUGUCAGUGUUGUGCAUGUCUUGUGAACAUGAGUAAAUAAUUAUAUAAUGAAGCGUUACUAUAAAUCAUUAUCUAAGGUUAGAAAGUUUAUAGAAAACGUGAAUCGGGAAGCCCGUCUGAAUUGUUUAUUUGUCACUUUCCUCUUUCAAUGUAAGAAAAGUGAGAAGCCUUGCUGUAAAUUUCUGUUUCCUAGAAAAAAAUGUAUCCAUUACAUCUCCUAGUAUUUUUCACUCAGCUUUCCCCUUUCACUCCCUACUCUCCAGUUUACCAAAGCUAACACUAGUUGGUAGGAACUAGCAACAAGGUGUGUUCUGUGGGUUUCCCGUUGUAUGACCUUUCCUUUCCUAUGAGAGUUUUAGUUAUACCUAAUUCUAAUUCUUAGAAUCAAGCAACACUUUCUCUGUCACUCUCAUGCUUCCUGAAGAUACACUAAUUUUGCAACUAAAGAAUGUCUUGGGUCGCUGAGGUGGGCCGCACAGGCCUUAGGCGCCACAGCCGGGCGGGUUGUGACGGAUAACUGCAUCCUUAUUUUUGUAACACUGACUAGAGAGUGUUCUCCACUCCGGGCGAACAUCAACAUGGCCUUUUUUGUGUAGGAUUCAUUGUCAAUGAUUUAUAACACUUAGGUUUUAUGAGAUUGUAGUUGGAGAUCAAAUUAUAUUAUUUAACUUUAUUUGAUAUGAAAGAAAUAGUUUUGGUAAUAUCAUUAGAAAAUGACAGUUAUAGAUGUAUUAUACAGAUGCAUUUGUAGUUAUUGACAUUUUUGAAACAAGAGUUCAAGAGAACUGCCCAGAAACAUAUCCAGAGCAAGCCACCCUCGCCCCUGUUUUCUGUAAGUUACUUGAGAAAAAGAUGUAAACAAUUGAGAAUGUUUUCGGCAUGAGUUCUUAUCAUUGUUAUGGGUAGAGCAGUCUUCUUUAGGUAGUUUUACCGAUGUUGAAAAUACCUGUGAUGUGAACAGUUAGUUGGUAAAUCAUCCCUUUGUUUAUUUCUGCUCACGGAGCAAGCCCGCCACUCCCUUUGCAGUCACACUAUUGUAAUAAAUAAGAUACAGAGGA